AUCAAAGCGUUGCAAAACUGUUCAGUUCAAGAAUUCUUUCUGCAGUAUCACCAUAACAGUUCAGGUGCAUUGUAAGAAACAUUAUGUGAUUCUGUUGAUUUAUUUUGUUAAUUUUUGGAUAAAAAUGAUUCAGUACUACAAAGUGAAGCAAUGGAUCAAAUGGCCGCUGAUCCGUGCUCACCUAUGCACCCUGGCCGUGAGCGUGGGCUUCAGUUCAACGUGGCGCGCGCCGCGGGAAGCUUUCCGCUUCGGCGGGCUUCAGUUCGCGCUGGCGGCGUCGACGGCGGCGCUGCUGGUGCUCCCGCUGGCGCUGCUGCAGCUGGCCUUGGGGCAGCUCAGCCAGCAGGACGCGGUCGGCAUAUGGCGCGCGGUGCCUUUCUUCAAAGGCGUUGGCUACCUCCGUCUGCUGGUCACUGCGCUGGGCUGCGUGAGCUCGGCGGUGUACCUGGCGCUCACCGUCGCCUACUUCCUCUACACGCUCAGCAACUCCAUCCCCUUCCGCGCCUGCUCCGACCCUCGCCUGAACGAGGAUGGCUUCGAAGAUAUAAUAAACACGACCAAUUGUUUAAACGCAACGUUCCUGGCUCCAGUGAGACAGAAGCCCGAAUAUUUCAUUGCUAUGUCAUUGAUUAUUUGUUUCAUAUGGAUAGCAUUGCCUUUUCUCCUUUACAGUCCAGUGAAGUUGAUGAAGCGUGUCUUCUAUAUCCUGGGCCCGACGCUCGUAGUGUUGGGCUUCGUGGUGGUAUCCGGCAUCGGGUCGUGGGGCCGCCUAACGUGGUUCCACGAGGCGCGGCAUUGGCGGCACUUUCUGGAGCCGCGCGUUUGGAUCAGCGCGUUAACGCAGGCGUUGUUGGCGACCCAUACGGCCGGCGGUUACUUGGUCUCGGCUGGAGACGCUAUCUACAGCGUUACCAAUGUGCAGUGGACAGCUAUAGCCUUCGUGGCCACCAACAUCGUAGCGGGCUGGCUUGGGCCUCUGUUCUGGUUCGCGCUGGGUGCUCCUGAACCCGACACAAGCGCGGCCGCCGUGCUCGAGCAAAUCUACCGAGCUGCCUACGAGCGCGACCUUAGCAUCGCGUGGCCGCUGCUCGUGUUUGCCGCGCUGUUCCUAUCAGGCGUUAUUACCAUGCUAACAUUCCUGUACCCGAUCUACGACCGCGUCCGGCGUUCCGGCGGCGCGCGGUGGCGCGUGGCGUGCGCCGGCGGCUCGGCGAUAGGAGCGGCGGGCUCGCUGGCGGCACUGGCCGGCCGCUGGGACGCGCUGGCCUUGAUUGAGGAUACCGCUGUGCCACUGUUGGUUUGCCUCGCUACUGUGCUGGAGGUCCUCGCCUUCGUCUUCAUCUACGGUAAGUAG
Messenger RNA from Ostrinia nubilalis (European corn borer), 1354 nucleotides. Its product is annotated as sodium- and chloride-dependent glycine transporter 1-like. The transcript has 8 exons. The record is from RefSeq and is a predicted model, not a curated record. Gene Ontology annotation, biological process: sodium ion transmembrane transport. NCBI's taxonomy places the organism in Eukaryota, Metazoa, Arthropoda, Insecta, Lepidoptera, Crambidae. The coding region runs from base 125 to 1354 and encodes 409 amino acids. Gene Ontology annotation, cellular component: plasma membrane.